This is a messenger RNA of Neurospora tetraspora, 2766 nucleotides long. RefSeq names its product kinetochore complex Sim4 subunit Fta1-domain-containing protein. NCBI's taxonomy places the organism in Eukaryota, Fungi, Ascomycota, Sordariomycetes, Sordariales, Sordariaceae. The transcript has 3 exons. The coding region runs from base 1 to 2766 and encodes 921 amino acids. The record is from RefSeq and is a predicted model, not a curated record.
AUGAGAAUCCCACCAGCAGAAGUACGGGCCCAAUGGCCAGAACCAAACUACGACAAUCCCCAAAGGCGAGGACCCGGUCUCAUCAUCGUCGAACUCGUCAUGCUUCCGCUAUCUCUCAUGUUCGUCGCCCUCCGUCUCUACGUCCGCGCUCGACUGCUACGCAAAACGGGAUGGGAUGACUGGUUCAUGAUCAUCGCCACGAUCUUCGGCACAGCCGUCUCCGUCGGCGUCAUCCUCGCCUCCACCACCUUCGGCUGGGACAAACACAUCUACGACCUAACCCUCACCCAACUCUCGCAGGGGCGCCAGAUCUCCAUGGCCAUCCAAGCCGUCUUUAUCUUCUCCUCCUGUCUCGCCAAAGUCUCCAUCCUGAUCUCUUACCUCGCCCUCGCGCCCCUGGAUUCCUGGUUCCGCCGCCUGACGAAAUACGCAAUGGUCUUCAUCGUCGCCAUGAACGUCGGCUCUUUUAUUUUACUCUUCACACAAUGCACCCCCGUGGCCUCGUACUGGGACAUUUUGAAGUCCGAAACCGACUGCAUCCCCGAGGGAGCUCCGCUCAUGACGCACGCCAUCGUCACGGCGCUAGCGGAUUUCAUCGUCUGGGUUUUGCCCCUGCCAACCUUCUACAAAGCACACAUCCCCUUCCAUCAGCGCGUGAUCCUCGUCGUUUUGUUCUCUUUCGGUCUGUUUGUCGUUUUUGCGGCUUGCAUCAGGAUGUACUGGGUCCAUUACGUCGUCUGGAAGACGUGGGAUCCCACGUGGGAGGGCAUCCAGCUGUGGGCGUGGACGGCGGUGGAGAUCCAUUUGGGGAUCAUGUGCGGGUGUGUGCCUUACUUCAAAAGUCUGUUUAGGUUUUGGAAGGGGAAGACUUUGAUGGGGAGUAAGAAGGGGAGUUCACAAAGUUGGUCAGGGAGUAGAAGGGACCGUGCGGGUGGAAGUAAGAUUGGCCAGCAGCAAAACUCGAGGGUUGAGGUUGGGGUUAGGAAGUGUGUUAGUUUUAGGAGUGAGAGGAGUGAGGAGCCGUUGAGUCCGACGAUGGGGACUACGUGUACUGUGGAUGGCGUGGAGGAGAUGGAGUUGCAGGAGAAGAGGAUGAAUGCGUUUACUGUGACGAGGGAUGUGGAGGAUCAGAGGGGACAUAAGGGGGAGUGGGGGUUUGAGUUUGAUGGGGCGAGGGGUAUGCAUAGUAAGAGUUUGUCGGGGGGGAGUACCGCGCUACCCAAGCUCAUUCACCAUAAUCACCCUCCGAACGAACCAGCCUUUGCGAAUCGGACUGUCGCCAGCGCGUCGCAUCCCGCAACACCCCCCCAAUCUCUAGCUCCAGCCUCGUCUACUCAAGCGAUCCCACGAGCGCUCCGUGAGGACAUUACAUUCAAGAUGCCACCACGAGGCCGCAAACGCCAACGGGUCGAAUCCGAACCCGAACCCGAACCGCGACAGUCAUCCACCUCCCCCGACCGAUCUUCUCCAGAAGUCCUCGAGCAAGAAGAAUCGCGACCACCAUUCUACAAUACGACCUUCUCGACGCACCGUGUCUCGCCUCUUUACGUCGGAAAGCAAGCGCUCAACCGCGAACGAUUACAGACCCUUUCACAACGACUACGCGAGAUACUAGUUGGAGAUGUUGUCCGUGGCGUCGAGGUCGGACUGGGGAGGGCAGAUGGAGAGGACGGCGUGAUGGGAAGAGCUGGGUCGUUGGAGUUCGUCGACAUACGAUGGGUUAGCGUGGGAACCGUGUUGGAUAUCACCGGUUCUGAACCAAACGACAGCCAAGACGAGGACGAAGAUACCACGCGAACAGACCUAGAUUGGCCAGCCCUAGUCGAACAACUACAAGACAAGAAAGCCCUCCACAUCCUCCUUCGUUACGAAACCGCCGAAUGCACCGCCCUCAUGCUCCCUUCCUCCUCCGAAGACGACGAACCACAACCCAACCCCUCAGCAAGCCAAUUCGCCAUCUCCAACUCCCAACCAACCGACCCUCCCAACCCCGCCCACUUCCUCCACCUCCCUCUCCUUCUCCUCCGAAUGCCUGCCCCUCUCAAGACCGUCAUCGCCGACUUCCUCUCCACAACCUUCGACUGCCGCGUCAGCUCUCUCCGUCUCGGCACCCGAAGCCUCGUACAGUCAUGGGAAUCAUGGAUUCGGACAGCCGGGUUACCGGAGAGAGGACCGCUGGCGAAGGAUGUGGUGCUUAAUCUUGGGUUCUACAUCCCACCAGCGGAGAACAAAGGAAAUACCCCUGACGCCACUGCCGCCGCGGGAGAGGACAAAGAAGGGCCUGGGCAGGAACCGUUGGGGAUAAAGGGGAUUGAUGUCAUUAUUCCUGCUGCUGAUGUACGGGGGUUUGUAAGAGCUGGGAAGCAGAUGGCGGCCGAUGGGGAAAGGGAAAAGGGGAAGAGCAAGAGUAAGGAAAAACAGACGUGGGAGAUUAAUGUCAAGAAGCGGCGAAAGUUGGCUGGUCGGUUGGGAGAGGAGGGGUGGGAGUGGAGGACUCCUGUCUCUGGAGACAACGAGACGGAGGAGGGACAGCAACAGUCGCCGUUUACGGAAGCGCUGGGUCGGUAUGUUGACAAGCAUCUUGGGUUGAAUUUGUUUCAUCCUGGGGUGAGGGUGACCAAGAUCGCUUGUGGGGGGUUUGUGAUGUCGGAGGGGAGGCUGAAGGUGUUUGCGCCGAGGGAUGGAGCACAGAGACAGAGGGGAGCCGUGUGGAAGUUGGUUUCGGGAUUGGUUGGGAAGGCUCAGGGUGGGAAGGCGUUGGCGUGA